Messenger RNA from Arachis stenosperma, 978 nucleotides. RefSeq lists its product as uncharacterized. The transcript has a single exon. The record is from RefSeq and is a predicted model, not a curated record. The coding region runs from base 1 to 978 and encodes 325 amino acids. NCBI's taxonomy places the organism in Eukaryota, Viridiplantae, Streptophyta, Magnoliopsida, Fabales, Fabaceae.
AUGGAAUUCACUCAACUUUUGUUUCAUAUCAUUAUUUGCUUUUUUUUUCUGUCACUUAUUUACGACACUAUAGAUGCUACUAAACUUAAUAACCCUGAGGUAGGUCUCAAUCAUGAUUUUUUAGUUGGUCUCGACCAUAAAGUUCCAUCUGGUCCAAAUCCAAUCGGUAAUAGAAGUCCUCCUCCUACAAAAUAUUCUUUUUCAAAAGAUAUAGGUCUCGACCGUAUCGUCCCAGUUGGUCCAAAUCCAACUCAUAAUGACGUGCCAACGCUGCCAAAUCCAAAUGGACCUCCUCCCAAAAAAUAUUACUCUUUCUCAAACGAUAUAGGUCUUGACCGUACCGUCCCAAGUGGUCCAAAUCCAAUCCAUAAUGGAUUGCCGCCGCCGCCGCCGCCAAAUGGACCUCCUCCCAAAAAAUACUCUUUCUCAAAGAUUAUAGGUCUCGACCGUAUCGUUCCAGUUGGUCCAAAUCCAAUUCAUAAUGACGUGCCGACGCUGCCAAAUCCAAAUGGACCUCCUCCCAGAAAAUACUCUUUCUCAAAGAUUAUAGGUCUCGACCGUAUCGUUCCAGUUGGUCCAAAUCCAAUUCAUAAUGACGUGCCAACACUGCCAAAUCCAAAUGGACCUCCUCCCAGAAAAUACUACUCUUUCUCAAACGAUAUAGGUCUUGACCGUACCGUUCCAAGUGGUCCAAAUCCAAUCCAUAAUGGAUUGCCACCGCCGCCGCCGCCAAAUGGACCUCCUCCCAGAAAAUACUCUUUCUCAAAGAUUAUAGGUCUUGAUCGUAUCGUUCCAGUUGGUCCAAAUCCAAUUCAUAAUGACGUGCCGACGCUGCCAAAUCCAAAUGGACCUCCUCCCAGAAAAUACUCUUUCUCAAAGAUUAUAGGUCUCGACCGUAUCGUUCCAGUCGGUCCAAAUCCAAUUCAUAAUGACGUGCCGACGCUGCCAAAUCCAAAUGGACCUCCUCCCAAAAAAUAA